Anolis carolinensis (green anole) is the source of this 1447-nucleotide messenger RNA. Its product is annotated as keratin, type I cytoskeletal 39-like. The transcript has 2 exons. The coding region runs from base 352 to 1257 and encodes 301 amino acids. The record is from RefSeq and is a predicted model, not a curated record. Lineage: Eukaryota; Metazoa; Chordata; Lepidosauria; Squamata; Anolidae.
CAUCAAAUUCAAGAUGGUUCAUGGGACUUCUCUGCUGGACAACCAAACUGGAAACAACUGAAUGAGAUCUAGGGCCAGCAAGGGGUCAGCAACAGGCAAAAAACAACAGCAACAACAACAACAGAGAAUGUUGGCAAUGUUCUAAACUGCCUCCUUGGAUAAGGCUUACUUUUGUUUCCAGCAACAGAAGCAAGACAGAAGCUAAUUUCAUUUUUACUAAUUUCUUUUUUGCAUGCCUUUUGUUGAUUAAGCGAACUUCAUAAAUGUAGAUAUAUGUUUAAAUAGUACUUCUAUUUGCAUUUUUUUUGGAGGAAAGGAACCGGCUCUGAGGGAACUACAUCAUCCUAGACAAUGUCGGUGGAAGAGCUGUCAGUGUCGAAUGAAAAGCUCCGAAAUCAGAUCCACGAACUGAAAGAAGAAGUGGCCUGUCUUGAUACCGAGAACCGGGAGUUGCUGAAUGAGAACAGAUGCAUCAAAGACCAGAACCAGCACCUGCAAGCGACCGCGGGAAAAUUCAAAGCCACGAUGGAGCAGAUGCAGAAGAAGGUGGAAGACAUCCGAGAAAGGAUGGAUGAGGCCCAGAUGAGGAUCGAAGAGCUGGAAAACCAGAAUAAAUCCUUGCUGAAAGGCAACGAAGAACUCAACAAGGAGUUGCAGGAAGUCUCCUUCCAAAUGGCCCUCUUCCAAGACUACAAAGAGGCUCAGGAGAAGGAUCUAUUAGAAAUGCAGAACCUCUCGACGGAAGUGAGGAAACAUCUCAAGACCCUGGAGGACAAGCUGGACGAGACGGAGCGUAACUACUACAGGGAGAAGAGACUAUCCUGUCACCUGCAGGAGAAGGUCGCAGCCCUUUUGCUCCUCAGGGAAAGCCAAAGGAAGGGCAUCAAAGAUCUCCAAGCCCAGCUGGAGACCUCUGUCCAGCAGGCCACCAUCAUGAGGUUGGACGAGGAGAACAGGGUGCAAGUGGGCUCCUUGAUGCACGAAGUCGUGGAGGCCAAGCUGGUGGACGUGGCCUUGAACAAAUCCAAGAUGCGGCGAGUCAUGCAGUGGCUCUGCAAACUGGGGAAAAUCCUGGUCAUUUUGGUGGUGGGCUGCAGCGUCCUCCUUUUCUUGAUCUUUAUGUAUACCUAUUUUUACAAUGAGGAGUUCAUCUCCGAUAUGCUCCAGGUGUUUCUCAGUGAAGAGAACAUUACAAAACUUGCGCAAGGACUUUCUUAUUACCUGACCUGGCGGAACGAGGGUCUCCUGCCAUUUUGAGCAGCAGGCUGUAUAGAUUUCAACAUUACUACAAACUGAUGGCAAUGUUAGAAAUCUAUGGAUUUAAAAAGAAAAUGUAAGAACACUAAUAAUGUGAUGUUGUUUCUUUUUUUUAAAAGUAACUAUGUUUUUGCACUUAUGCACAGGGUAUUCCAGUAAUAAACUAGACAUAAAUAGAUAAAUACAAGAA